UGUUAUCUAUCCCUCCCCUCCUCCUCCUCCUCCUAUGGUCUUAGUUGGAGUAAGUUGGAGUUGGACAGGCUUUUACAUUCGCCGGUAUGAAUUUCCCCAUUCAUUGAUUGAUAUUAUAAAACAAGCUCGCAGCCUUUCCGACGUUCAAUUAUCUUCUUAGUGCACCAUGAAUUUUGAUGAGAGCUACGACGUCGUAGUGAUUGGAGGCGGUAAUGCCGGGUUCUCCGCGGCCAUUACCGCAGCGCAGUCUGGUGCGCGGGUCUGUCUACUUGAGAAAGCGCCCCUUGAAGACGCGGGGGGUAAUACAUUCUACACUGCGGCGGCAUUCAGAUGCUGCUUUGAUGGCUUGCAAGAUUUGUUACCCAACCUCUUCCAACCCGACGGCACGAAAGGCCUGCCGCAAAAUAUUGUUGAUAAGAUCGAGAUGACGCCUUACACGGAAGCCGACUUCCAUGCGGACAUCAAUCGGGUUACCAAGGGAAGAGCAGAUCCGGUGCUCGCUGAUAUCCUUGUGGAUAAUUCGAGAGAAGCAGUUCAGUGGCUGAUGGAUAAUGGCGCCCGCUUCAUACUUUCGUUUAAUAGGCAAGCGUUCUUUGUGGAUGGGAAGUAUAAAUUCUGGGGCGGAAUGGUUAUGAGCAUGGCUGGUCAAGGAAAGGAGCUAUUCGAAUUUCAUAUGAGUACUGCGAGGAAACAUGGAGUGGAAAUUCAUUUCAACUCCCCAGCAAUUGAUCUCAUCGCCGAUCCUACAGCAAACGGAGUAGUUGGUGUCAAGGUAUUCAGGGACGGGAGUCUAAAAACUAUUGGCGCCCAAGGAGGUAUCGUAUUGGCUUGUGGUGGUUUUCAAGCAUCUCCGGCAUUACGCGCCCAAUAUCUAGGUCCCGGUUGGGAUUUAGCUCAUGUUCGAGGGUCUAAAUAUAAUACCGGAGACGGCCAUACAAUGGCCAGGAAGCUCGGGGCUAAGCUAGAGGGCAACUACUCGGGUUGUCAUUCCGUUGCUUGGGACGCUAACUCGCCUCUUGCGUCUGGGAACCGCGUAUUAACUAACCGAUACACCAAGUCGGGCUAUCCUCUCGGUAUUAUGGUGAACAUCGACGGUAGACGCUUCGUGGACGAGGGCUUCGACCUACGCAAUUUUACUUAUGCUGUUUAUGGAAAAGAGAUCUUGAAGCAACCGCAAGGUAUCGCGUUCCAAGUUUGGGACGCGAAUGGCAGCAAAUUUCUGCGCCAGGAGGAAUACGCAGACGAUGUGACGAUGAACAUCAGGGCUGAAACCCUCGACCAGCUUGCCAACGUACUUGUAACGAAGGGGUUAAAGGAUAAGACACAGUUUCUUGAGACCAUUGCCGAAUUCAAUGCCGCCUGCAUGAGCUUCCAGCAGGAAUGUCCCGAGAUUAGGUUCGACCCGACAGUGAAAGAUGGCAUGUCAACGCAGGGCACCUCGAGGUCGCUUGGAAUAGGCAAGACCAACUGGGCUAUUCCCAUCGAGCAUGGCCCGUUCCAGGCUGUAGAGGUGACGUGCGGCGUUACGUUUACGUUCGGCGGAUUAGCGGUCACACGCGCCGCGGAGGUCUUGAGCGAGGCAACCUUUCGGAAAAUUGAUGGUCUCUAUUGCGCGGGCGAGCUGCUAGGGGGACUCUUUUGGGAUAACUAUCCCGGCGGCAGUGGGCUGACUAUGGGCACUGUGAUGGGUAGGAUAGCAGGAAGAGAAGCUGCUAGCAGGGCAAAGACUCGUGGCGUUGGCGAUGGCGAUGGUUCGAUGUGAAUUGGUUGAAAGAG
Daldinia loculata is the source of this 1776-nucleotide messenger RNA. Its product is annotated as FAD/NAD(P)-binding domain-containing protein. Bases 167 to 1762 code for a protein of 531 amino acids. The record is from RefSeq and is a predicted model, not a curated record. NCBI's taxonomy places the organism in Eukaryota, Fungi, Ascomycota, Sordariomycetes, Xylariales, Hypoxylaceae. The transcript is spliced from 3 exons.